Molecule: messenger RNA, 1245 nt
Organism: Chiloscyllium plagiosum (whitespotted bambooshark)
Lineage: Eukaryota; Metazoa; Chordata; Chondrichthyes; Orectolobiformes; Hemiscylliidae
Gene: grxcr1a
Product: glutaredoxin and cysteine rich domain containing 1 a
Biological process (GO): sensory perception of sound
Source: RefSeq, a predicted model, not a curated record
CCAAUGGAGAAAACUAGACUCAUCGGCUUAGUGAAGACAGACGGGGAGCGACAACAGAAAAAAGUCAGGUUUCGAGUAUCUUCUGCAAACAGUGGACGAGUGCUGAAAGAAGUGUAUACCGAUGGAAACCUGGUGAACUCCCAAGUGUCAGAAUGUGCCAGCAAUUCUGAGACAGAGCAAUGCAGUAGCCACAGCGAAGUGAAUGGAUAUAAUGGGCAGCAUUUCGCUUUGGAAACUGAUGGCAGUGAAAGUGAAUGUGAUGACUUGCUUCUGUUGGCAAAUGCCACCAAAGACAGAGGAAUCUUUAGAAAGAGAAUUAAUAUCUUAAGUAAAAAUGGUACAGUGAGAGGGGUCAAACAUAAAGUCAGUGCUGGGCAAGCACUUUUCGGUAAUUUAUCAAAUGGUGCUGUUCAGCCACCACUAACACUAGAAUUUGGAAGAAUAGUAAUCUACACAACUAGCCUUCGUGUUGUGAGGACAACAUUUGACCGCUGUGAGAUAGUGAGGAAAAUUUUCCAAAAUCACAGAGUAAAAUUGGAAGAGAAAAAUAUUGCUUUGAACAGUGAUUAUGGAAAGGAGCUAGAAGAGCGUUGCAAGAGAGCUAAUGAAUCACCUUCCUUACCUGUGGUGUUCAUCGAUGGUCAUUACCUUGGGGGUGCAGAGAAAAUAUUGUCAAUGAAUGAAUCAGGGGAGCUACAAGAUCUCUUAACAAAGAUUGAGAAAGUCCAACACCCACAUGCGUGUUCAGCCUGUGGUGGAUUUGCAUUUGUUCCAUGCUCAGUGUGCCACGGGAGCAAGAUGUCAGUGUUUCGAAACUGCUUCACCGAUUCCUUUAAGUCCCUCAAGUGUACUUCUUGCAAUGAAAAUGGAUUGCAGCAUUGCACAUUCUGCAAAACGAAUUCCAUACCAUCAACAAGAAUAACACCAGAGUAAUGUUUGUCAUGGCUCAACAAUAAAUGGACUUAUAAAAAGUGUGCUUCUCGAUCUUAUUUCUAGUGCACCAACAUGUUGGUUGUUAAAAGUCCCAAAUGCCAUUCUCCGCUUAGCUGGAAGUGCAACAUGAAUGUUCCAUUCCUGAAAUUAAAUUUGACGUGAUCCUAGAAUAAAGUGGGCCAACUCUAGCUUCUCCUGUUGUUUUCUCAUUCCACAAAAUGUUAAAAGGCACCAUUGGUGACCACAAGUUCUAUUGAGUGAAGCCAGCAGAAUGAUGGAAGUAUAUAUACAGAUAAAGCAAAGAAACUAUAA